AUGCUUUUCUCUGGCAAAAACCGCUUCCCAAUCGAUGGACUGACUGCGAUCGUCACUGGUGGAUCUCAAGGACUGGGCCUGUCCAUAGCCCAACAGCUCGCAUUGAGAGGAGCCAAUGUAGUCAUCGUGGCCCAAGACAAGGGAAAGCUGGAAAGGGCAGUCAGUACCAUCCAAGCACGCGCUGCAAGACCGCAGCAAAAGUUCCUCAAUCUCUCCUUCGAUCUUCGUUCUCCUGAAUCCGCACCCGAGAUCCUCACCCAAGUAUCACAAUGGAACAAUGGGCAACCUCCCGAUCUUAUUUUCUGCUGUGCCGGAAACUGCCAGCCAUCUUUCUUUGCAGAUGCAAGCAUUGACACGCUUCGAGGACAAAUGGAUACAAUUUACUGGUCGUGCGCAUAUAUGGCUCACGCGGCUUUGAACCUGUGGAAGAAACCUUCGUCUCCAGAGAACAGGACAUCGACGGCCCGUCCCACUCGGCAUAUCGUUUUCACUUGUAGCACACUGGCAUUUUUCCCUGUGGCAGGUUACUCGCCAUAUUCUCCGGCGAAGGCAGCGAUGAGAGCGUUGGUGGACGGUUUAAAUCAAGAAGUGGCAGUAUACAAUGGUGCACGGCAAGGACCUGGUCCUGCUCCAGAUGCAGAUAUUGCAGUUCAUUUAUUGUGUCCUAUGGGCAUUCUCUCGCCGGGUUUCGAGAAUGAGAACGGAAUGAAACCAGAACUCACGCUUAUGCUGGAGAAGGACGACAAACCACAACAACCCGAUGAGGUGGCUAAGGUUGCUCUCCAUCGACUGGAGGCAGGAAGGUUUAUGAUCACUACAAUGUUCCUGGGACACCUUAUGCGUGGAUGCGCUAUGGGUGGCAGCAUCCGACAAAGUCUCAGCGAUGUCUUUUGGAAUUGGCUCGGAUCCAUGGUUAUUAUUUUUGUCGCCCCGGACUUUAUUGCAAAGUGUAAAAGCUGGGGCAAACAGAAAGGAAUGAAUGCGACUGUUGCAGCCAAAUAA
Rhinocladiella mackenziei CBS 650.93 is the source of this 1002-nucleotide messenger RNA. RefSeq lists its product as uncharacterized. The record is from RefSeq and is a predicted model, not a curated record. The transcript has a single exon. NCBI's taxonomy places the organism in Eukaryota, Fungi, Ascomycota, Eurotiomycetes, Chaetothyriales, Herpotrichiellaceae. Gene Ontology annotation, biological process: sphingolipid biosynthetic process. The coding region runs from base 1 to 1002 and encodes 333 amino acids. Gene Ontology annotation, cellular component: endoplasmic reticulum membrane. Gene Ontology annotation, molecular function: 3-dehydrosphinganine reductase activity.